GGCGUUCUUUCGAGAGAUUCAGGAGAAGAAGAAUAACAAGGAAACUAAGGACGGAGAAGAAGAAGAAUAAUGGAUUUUCUCCUUUAACCUUUCAGUUUUCCAAAUAACUUCGCUCCUCUCUCUCCUCUUAACAAAUAUGGAAGCAGACGGUGAAGGAGUAGUCCCAGUACCUUCCCACUCCCACAGCGUUUCAUCUCCACCGCAUGAUGAUGAUCAUCCUGAUUUUUCACCCGUUGGAUCGCCUGAGUCUCACUUCAUUGACGAUCUUUCUCAGCCGUCUGAUCAACACCACGCCCAAGUCACCGCCACUCUCCUCACCGACGAUCUUCGUAACAAGAUCGUCAAGCAGGUUGAGUAUUACUUCAGCGAUGAAAAUUUGCCUACGGACAAGUUUCUGUUGAAAUAUGUGACGAGAGACAAGGAAGGUUUUGUCCCUGUGAAAGUAAUUGCUUCUUUUAGAAAAGUCAAGAAGCUCACGAAGGACACAGCAAUAAUAGCAGCUGCACUUAAGGAAUCUUCUCUUCUUGUUGUAAGUUCUGAUGGGAGAAAGGUGAAGCGACUUCAUCCUCUUCCAUUAAGUGAGAUUAUAGAUCCCAAGGUUUGUACCGUAUUGGUGGAAAAUUUACCCGAGGAUCAUUCUGUGGAUAACCUUCGGCGCAUAUUUGGACAGGCUGGGAAUGUAAAGCAUAUUACUGUACGUGAUCCACACACUGAAAGAGAUUCGCGAAAAUGCACAACUGCAGAGAAGCUACUCAGUGGUAAGUUGCAUGCUCUUGUGGAAUAUAACACCGUGGAAGCUGCUGAAAAAGCUGUGGCCAUUUUGAAUGAUGAACAGGAUUGGAGAUUUGGCUUGCGAGUCAAGCUUCUCAAGAAAACAAACAAACCUGGCCAAAAUAAGAAAGGAUGGAGAGAUCCAGAUUCUGAUAGGAAUAUGAAUAUCCAAGCAUCUGGUCAGGCAGUUAAUGAAGAAUACCAUUCAAGUGAGCACCGUGUUCUUCAGAACAAGCCUGGCCAAAGUAAGAAAGGCAGGAGCGAUCCAGAUUCUGAUAGGAAUACCACUAUCCAAGCAUCUGAUCUGGCAGUUAAUGAGGAGCACCAUUCAAAUGAGCAUCAUGUUGAUUCACCAGACGAAGAGGAGGGAGACCAUCGAUCAAAGGAGACUGUUGGAGAGCAUGCACAAAAGGAGAAAAAUGAGCAUAGGGUGCAAACCAGAAAUCGAGGCCGUGGAAGAAGAAACAAGCGUGGCACAAACGGACAUGGCCAUGGCACUACUUCUUACAAUCAUGCGGUUGAACCAUCGAAACCUCCUCCUGGCCCAAGAAUGCCUGAUGGAACCAGAGGGUUUGCUAUGGGUCGAGGCCGACCUGUUUCUUCAUCUCCAAGCUAAUGGUGUUUCCUCAAAUGUUUGUGGAUUUUGUUGCUAUGUUGUCGUUGAAAAAUGCUUGGAUUAUGAAUACUGUUGGUUGCUUCUCGAGUUUGCAAAUGAACUCACCGUGUUACUGAGGGUUCCUGGGGACAAAGGUAUAUAAUCUUGUGUUUGCUUUCUGUCAUUAUUGUAUUUUUGUGGCAAGUAUGAUGUCUUUGUUUUGUGCAGUAAUUUAAGGGUUGAGACAUGUGUUUUAAAUAUGCAUUGUGGUACGAUGAUUUGCUUUGUCAUGUACUAAUGUCCAAUCUAAUUUUCAGAGUAA
This is a messenger RNA of Nicotiana tabacum (common tobacco), 1688 nucleotides long. RefSeq names its product la-related protein 6A-like. The record is from RefSeq and is a predicted model, not a curated record. Gene Ontology annotation, biological process: RNA processing. Gene Ontology annotation, cellular component: nucleus; ribonucleoprotein complex. Gene Ontology annotation, molecular function: mRNA binding. Lineage: Eukaryota; Viridiplantae; Streptophyta; Magnoliopsida; Solanales; Solanaceae.